Histoplasma capsulatum G186AR is the source of this 561-nucleotide messenger RNA. RefSeq lists its product as uncharacterized. Lineage: Eukaryota; Fungi; Ascomycota; Eurotiomycetes; Onygenales; Ajellomycetaceae. The transcript has 3 exons. Bases 1 to 561 code for a protein of 186 amino acids. The record is from RefSeq and is a predicted model, not a curated record.
AUGCAGGUGCGGUCAAAUGCGGCCAAGUGCGACGGAAUAAUCAGCAAACGAAAGACCGUCAAACAUCGUUCAUGGGCUAAUCGCAACGACCGCUACCAAAGGCCCGAAGAGCAGUGCCACCAGGUUCUUUCUUGCCGUUUCGUCCGACCAAAGGAAACCUCCGAAAUUUAUACACUACCAGGGAAUAAAGGAGAGGGUGGUGUACUCUGUGAAGCGCUUGGAGUUGGAAUAACGAUAGACGGCUGGCCAAGCGCUUUAGUGUUGGGCGAGUUUCUGAUAGAUGUGUCUGAACUAAAAAUGAAAAGAGAAAGGAGUGAAUUCCAAGGCCCUAAGUUAAGCUUACUGUCCUGUAAGCCCGAGGUUGUUCAGUCUGCAGUGACCAGGAUGAUUGGAAGUCCACAAGGGGAACACGGGGAGCGUUCUGUGCGGCUGUGCCGCUAUUGUUGUUGCCGCUGGUUGGACUGGUUCGAGGGGCCCAGAAAGAGAUGUCGACUGGCUGUGGCCUCAGAGCAAUGCAGCCUUGCUGCGUCGGCCUUAGGCCCUUUUGGCCAAGACUACUAG